This is a messenger RNA of Habropoda laboriosa, 2448 nucleotides long. Its product is annotated as DNA repair and recombination protein RAD54B-like. The record is from RefSeq and is a predicted model, not a curated record. Gene Ontology annotation, molecular function: DNA translocase activity; ATP-dependent chromatin remodeler activity; ATP binding. Gene Ontology annotation, cellular component: nucleus. The transcript is spliced from 9 exons. Gene Ontology annotation, biological process: reciprocal meiotic recombination; double-strand break repair via homologous recombination. NCBI's taxonomy places the organism in Eukaryota, Metazoa, Arthropoda, Insecta, Hymenoptera, Apidae. The coding region runs from base 7 to 2448 and encodes 813 amino acids.
UUUAAUAUGUAUCGCAAUAAUCAAAGUAAAAUUAUGAAAGGCACUUUGACAUGUCGACAAUUUCCCAAAGGGAAUUUAGAAAACAUGAAUAAAUCAUCGGAAAAUCCAGAGCAAAGUUCCAUUAGAAGUACUGCGAAAAUUCUUAAUUUAUUUAAAAAACCUGUUAAAUACUGUAAUGAAGAAGGACAAAAAGAAGAUGUUUCUAUUAAGAAACAUGAAGAUAAUGCAUUAAAUGUUAAAGAAAAUUCAUUUGUUAUUGAUAAUAGUAAUAAAAUUAUUUUUCAUGUAGUAAUGGGCAAAAAAUCUACAAGAAAACAUAAAAAAUGGGAAGAUGAUGGAAUUUUGGAAGUUACAGGAAAAUAUGCAAUUUUAAAGGAUACGGAAGGCCAUAUUAUUCAUAGAACUACAGUUAAACCAGAAAGUCUUGUAGAAGGUUUUAGAAUGUACAUGGACAAUAAAGAAAUUGAGAUAAUUGAUAGAGCAACAUCUAAAUGCUUGCCCAAUGAGUCUUCUCAAAAACCAAUUCCAGAACCACCUGCUAAAAAGUUUAAAAGUUCAAGUUCUAAGUCAUGUCUUCCUUUGGGAUCUCUAUACACAGAGUUGAAAUUAAGAUGUGAUCCAUUGGUAAUGCCAUCUAUAAAUUUAUCAAAAGAUUGGGUAGAGAAUGGCACAUCAGAAAAUGAAAAAGAAGUAUCUGUAGAUACUUGUUUAGUGAAUGUACUUCGACCGCAUCAGCGUCGUGGUAUUGUAUUUCUAUAUAAAUGUAUCAUGGGAUUGAACACACCUAAUUAUUUUGGGGCAAUUUUGGCUGAUGAAAUGGGACUUGGUAAAACAUUACAAUGCAUUGCAUUCAUAUGGACUUUGUUAAAAAAAGGACCAUAUGGGCAUCCAACAGUGAAAAAUGUACUAAUAGUAACUCCUAGCAGUCUGUGUAACAAUUGGAAUAAAGAAUUUAAGCAUUGGUUGGGUUUCCAUAGAAUAUCUCCAUAUGUUGUGAAUGCUAAAAACAAACCAAAAGAUUUCAAAAAACAAAUAAGAAACUCAGUUAUGAUUAUUAGUUAUGAUAUGCUUAUCAGAUGUCAAGAAGAAAUCGAGCAAAUAGUAUUUGACUUAAUCAUAUGUGAUGAAGGUCAUAGAUUGAAAAAUAAUGAUAUAAAAGUAGCCAAGAUUUUAAAGAAUUCUAAUUGUAAAAGGAAAAUUCUGUUGACUGGAACUCCUAUGCAAAAUGAUCUACAAGAAUUUUUUUCUUUAAUUGAUUUUGUAAAUCCUGGUAUAUUGGGCAGUAACCAUGAAUUCAAAAAUUACUACGAAAAUCCUAUUGUAGCAUCACGAUGUCCUAAUGCAUCGUAUGAUGUUGUAUCUCUUGGAACCGAAAGAGCUAGUGAAUUGCACGAAAAAACUAAAUCUUUUAUAUUAAGACGUACACAAGAAACAAUUAAUGAGUAUUUACCUUCUAAACAUGAAUUAAUUAUAUUUUGCCGCUUAUCGAAUGAACAAGAAAGUUUGUAUUCACAUGUCACGGACAUAUGGUUCAACAAAAGUAUAUUAAAUAAUAGUGUGCCACAUUUAACAAUAAUAACGACUCUUAAAAAGAUUUGUAAUCAUCCGGAAUUAUUUUAUAACGAAAAAAAUGAGUUUUUGCAGAGUGACUUUAAAAAUUCAAGUAAAAUUUCUAAUAUAAAGGAUGUUUCGAAGAAAUCGUAUUGUGGAAAAAUUUCAGUUGUACAAGCAUUAAUGAGAAAUUUAAGAAAGACAGAUGAAAAACUGGUAUUAAUUUCAUAUUAUACACAAACGCUCGAUUUAUUAGAAACUGUUUGUAAUGCAGAAGGCUUACAGUUUCUUAGAUUAGACGGUAGUACAUCAAGUAGUGCAAGAUCUAAGAUUGUAGAACGAUUCAAUUCAAAAUGUGAUAACAGCAAAGUAUUUUUAUUAAGUGCAAAAGCGGGUGGAGUUGGAUUAAAUUUACCUGGUGCAUCUAGACUUAUAUUGUUUGAUUCAGACUGGAAUCCAGCAUCUGAUUCACAAGCUAUGGCAAGAAUCUGGAGGGAUGGCCAGAAAAAAGAUGUCUACAUAAUACGAUUACUAACAACAGGUACUAUUGAAGAAAAGAUAUUUCAAAGACAAAUUAACAAAGCAAGCUUAAGUGAAACUGUAGUGAAUUUAAAUUGCAUUGCUUCUCUUAAAUUGUCUACGAGUGAAUUAAAGGAUUUAUUUACAUUAACAACAAAUACAAAUUGUUUAACACAUGAUCUAAUGAAGUGUUCUUGCAAUGGCUACAAAGGGGGAGAAGAAAUAUCAAAAAAAUUACACGAAGAAAAUAAUCGGGAAUAUCAGUUUUCUUUAGGCGAGAAAACAGAAAAAUCAAAUUUCACCAUAAAUCAACUUUUAAAAUGGGAACAUUAUCAACAACCAUUUCCGGAUAAAAUAAUUCAAGUAAGCACAAUUUAA